AUGGUAAGUCUAACGAGCGUGGGCGUGGGCACUCCGACGGCGUCCGCCCACCACCUGCUGCUCUUCCUGAACGCGUCCCAGGCCGCCGCCCACCUGCUGCAGCUCCCCGAGGCCACCCCCACGCCCGCAGCGGCCGCCCACGCCCCGAUGGUCGCCCAUGACCCCGCCGUGACGCUAGCGGACCCCACCAACGCGACGCGGGCGGGCGGGCAGCUGGUGGAGGCGGGGCAGAACGGGGCCGCCCACGGCGUGGUGGCCAGCGUGCUGCUGGUGCUGGUGCUCAACCUGAUCAUCGUGGGCACCGUGGUGGGCAACCUGCUGGUGUGCGUGGCCGUGUGCCUGGUGCGCAAGCUGCGCCGCCCCUACAACUACCUGCUGGUGAGCCUGGCCGUGUCCGACCUGUGCGUGGCGCUGCUGGUGAUGCCCAUGGCCAUGCUGCACGAGGUGCUGGGCAAGUGGCAGUUCGGGCGCCUGGCGUGCGACGUGUGGGUGUCCUUCGACGUGCUCUCCUGCACCGCCAGCAUCCUCAACCUGUGCAUGAUCAGCGUGGACCGCUACCUGGCUAUCACCAAGCCCCUGGAGUACGGCGUCAAGCGCACGCCGCGCCGCAUGGUGGCCUACAUCGCCUUUGUGUGGCUGGGCGCCGCCUUCGUCAGCGUGCCGCCCGUGCUCAUCCUGGGCAACGAGCACGUGGAGGGCCAGAGCUGCGUCGUCUGCCAGAACUUCUGGUACCAGAUCUACGCCACCUUCGGAUCCUUCUACAUCCCACUCACCGUCAUGGUCAUCGUCUACUACAAGAUCUUUUGCGCCGCCAAGAGGAUCGUCAACGAGGAGCGGAAGGCGCAGGCGCACCUCCGCUCCGUCGAGGAGGCCGAGGCGGACGCGCGCCCGCCGCAGGACACGCGCUCCUACACGCAGCUCAGGCCCUUCUCCAGGUACAGCGUCGUGGAGGUGAACAACGGAGGCGUGGAGACCCGACUAGCUCCUGAGGGAUCUUUGGCGCCGAAGGAGGAAACUGGAAGCCUUUUGGACAGUCCGCAUCAUCUUGAGGUCCCCGCCCGUAUGUGCAGUUCCUCCGUCUCCUCCGCCGCCUCCGCCGACUCCACCACAGGCUCCCGCUGGUCUCUCUGCGAAACCAACGGCCGAGCCCACCAACCCACCGCUUCCUCCACCCCACGCCCACCCAACCAGCAACCCAAAGCCGCCCACAGUUGCUGGUUCGGCGCCUGCAAGUCCUCUGCGGGCGGCGGCGGUGGAGGUAGCCCGAAGAAGCAGUGUCAGGCGCCCAAGACGAAGCUGAGGUUCGCCCUCGCCAAGGAGAGGAAGGCGUCCACCACGCUGGGCAUCAUCAUGAGUGCCUUCGUGGUGUGCUGGCUCCCCUUCUUCGUCCUGGCACUCGUCCGGCCGUUCAAGUUAUCAGCGGCCAUUCCCAACUGGAUUUCCUCUCUGUUCCUGUGGCUCGGAUAUGCGAACUCGCUCCUGAACCCGAUCAUUUACGCCACACUCAACAAGGACUUCCGAAAGCCAUUUCAGGAAAUCCUCUGCUUACGUUGUGCUUCGCUGAACCUCCUGAUGCGCGAGGAGUUCUACCACUCGCAAUACGGAGGCCCCGAGACGCCCACCCUCUCCGCCGUCAGGACCAACACGGCCACGAACCCAAGGAACUCCUCGGAGAUCCACCUCGCUAUCACGGAGGGGAGGGACGUCAAGGAACACUUCGAGUGCCAGAACGAGUCUAAGAUAUGA
Messenger RNA from Penaeus indicus, 1746 nucleotides. RefSeq names its product 5-hydroxytryptamine receptor 1-like. Gene Ontology annotation, biological process: G protein-coupled receptor signaling pathway, coupled to cyclic nucleotide second messenger; chemical synaptic transmission. The transcript is spliced from 6 exons. Gene Ontology annotation, cellular component: plasma membrane; dendrite. Gene Ontology annotation, molecular function: neurotransmitter receptor activity; G protein-coupled serotonin receptor activity. The record is from RefSeq and is a predicted model, not a curated record. Bases 1 to 1746 code for a protein of 581 amino acids. Lineage: Eukaryota; Metazoa; Arthropoda; Malacostraca; Decapoda; Penaeidae.